AUGUUGGAGGAAUCCCAUAUUCACUACGCGCAGUUGGGGACCGACGUGACGCUACAGUGUGGGUCUGUGGACAGGGAUGCCGCAGUCACUUGGACGGCCAACAGCACCGACCUGGAUGCAUCCCAUCUCAACGGCUCCCGUCUCGUCCUCCGGAACGUGGACCUCUCCCACAGCGGACAGUACUCCUGCUACGAGGGCUCCUCAUGGCAUCUGAAGUACCGGGUCAACCUCAAAGUAGGAACGCCACCCAAGGAGCCCGCAUUGAUGUGCCGGUCGAACAAUUACCCCAGCGGCUUCUACUGCAGUUGGCACAUGCCCAUCCCGACGUACAUUCCAGACACCUUCAACAUCACCGUAAUGCACGACUCCAAGGAGAUUGUGUGUGACAUGGACGUGUCCCUCAAAAACAGGUGCUACAUCCGGUACCUUCACCUUUUCUCCAGCAAGAAGUACAAGGUGACUUUGACGGUCACAAACGCUCUGGGCAGCAGCUCCACCUCCAUCUCUUUCGACGAGUUCGCGAUAGUAAAGCCGGACCCUCCAGAGAACGUCGUGGCUAAGCCCAUCCCCAACAAUGCCCGGAGGCUGCUGGUGACGUGGCAGUACCCUUCCUCGUGGCCUGAUCCAGAUUCCUUCCCCCUCAAGUUCUUCCUGAGGUACCGGCCGCUCAUCAUUGACCAGUGGCAACACGUGGAGCUGUCGGACGGGACGACCCACAUCAUCACCGACGCCUACGCGGGCAAGGAGUACAUCAUCCAGGUGGCAGCCAAGGACAACGAGAUUGGCACGUGGAGCGACUGGAGCGUGGCCGUGCAUGCCACGCCCUGGACUGAGGAGCCCAAGCAUCUCACCACAGAAGCCCAGGGAGCAGAGACGACGACCGCCAGCACCUCAGCCUUUGUGGUCCCCACCACCACCAGCAUCGGGAACUCGGAGGAGCAAGGCAGCGAUGGAGCCAUCGCCCUGUCCUGGGUGGCUAGUCUGCUAUUGGUGGCUUUCAGCAUCCACUUUAUUUAG
This is a messenger RNA of Podarcis muralis (Common wall lizard), 1017 nucleotides long. The record is from RefSeq and is a predicted model, not a curated record. NCBI's taxonomy places the organism in Eukaryota, Metazoa, Chordata, Lepidosauria, Squamata, Lacertidae.